Messenger RNA from Durusdinium trenchii, 1008 nucleotides. The record is from the annotation of a GenBank genome assembly. Lineage: Eukaryota; Dinophyceae; Suessiales; Symbiodiniaceae.
AUGUGGGCAGAUCUGGGGGAUACUCUCUCGCAGCAGUACACUGGAGCUGCAUCCACGAUGGGAGCGGCUCUACGUCAGGGUGGGCACACUGCUCGGGCCAUGUUGGAGAAAGGGUGGCGUGCAGUGAACCGCGCUUACUGUGCCCACUUUGAGGAUGAUGCAAGGCAAGCUGCGCUACAACUUCUACUGGGCAGCCACAAGUUGACUAAGGUGCCAAUGGCAGAGAUCCGACGUUGUCCACAAGGAAAGCUUUUGGUUGCAGUUGCCUCCUGGAAUCUGCAUGGUCAUCCCUGCUGGGAAUGCCCCGCAACGCUGAAAGGCCUGAUUCAGGGCGCCUCCACUGUGAACGGUGAACAAGUGCAUCCUGAUAUUUUUGUCUUCGCGUUUCAAGAGUUUGCAGAGCUUUCUGCCAGCAACGUGGUCUUGCUGAGUUCCGGGGAUGAAGCGCGGCAGUCGGAGUUUGAAGCGAAAGCCUCGACGGCGUUGAACGAGACGGGCGAGACGUUUGUACCAGUACGUUCGGUCGGUAUGGUUGGCCUUGUGGUGGCAGCGUUUGUGGCCUCGCGCUUGGCGAGCUCCAUCCGCAGUGUAAGCGCCCAGCGCAUCCGUUCUGGACUCUAUGGCCAAGCUGGCAACAAGGGUGCUGUGGCUGUGACGUUUCAAGUAGAAGAGACGAGCAUUUGUGCUGCAUCGGUGCACUUGGAGAGCGGUCAACAAGUCAAGAAGGCUCAGGAAAGGGCAGAUCAACUGCGAGAGAUUCUUCACAGCCUUUGCCGCGACAAGGGUGCAGAUCUUGUGGUGCUUAGCGGCGAUUUCAACUUCCGAGCCAAUUUUCCAGACGCUUCUGCAAAUCCUCAAGCCUUGCGAAAAACCUUGACAGGUGGAUGGAUGAGUGUGGAACAGGGCAGCCCAGUUGGAAUUGCUCAGAUUGGAGAAGGAUCAGCGCCAUCAGCUGAAGAGGUCUUGCGACUCUUUCGUGAAAGCCCCUCGGAAAAAAAAUCGGGAUGA